Molecule: messenger RNA, 648 nt
Organism: Octopus sinensis (East Asian common octopus)
Lineage: Eukaryota; Metazoa; Mollusca; Cephalopoda; Octopoda; Octopodidae
Product: smad nuclear-interacting protein 1-like
Exons: 1
Biological process (GO): miRNA processing
Cellular component (GO): nucleus
Molecular function (GO): protein binding; mRNA binding
Source: RefSeq, a predicted model, not a curated record
AUGGCCAAACUCCAUUCGACGAGCGAAAAACGAAAUGGCAGUACAGAACUCCAAAAUGCCCCCAAAAGACAAGAAUUAAAACCCGAAAUAGAAGUAAAACGUGAAUAUUCCUCCGAAAGUGAGGAAGAGAAAGUCGAGAAAAUAGUCGGGUCCUUAGAACUAAGUGGAAAUCUGUUAAAAGACACGAACAUGGUCAACGGAGUCAUUAUCAAGUACAACGAGCCUCCCGAGGCACGAAAGCCCACAAUUCGCUGGAAAUUGUACCCCUUUAAAGGCGAGGAGAGUUUGGAUGUCAUUCCUGUGCACAGACAGUCCGCAUACCUUUUGGGACGAGACCGAAGAGUGGCUGACAUUCCCACAGACCACCCUUCCUGCUCAAAACAACAUGCCGUCCUCCAAUUCAGAGUUGUGGAAAGCAGGGAGACUGAUUCGAACAAGACCGGGUCCUCUCUGACUGCCCUGGGAGUUGCAGAGGCCACAGAUCAAAAGUCUUUUGUGGUGAAGCCUUACAUCAUUGACCUUAAUUCAGCAAACGGGACAUUUCUCAACCAGGAGAGGAUCGACAGUCUCCGUUUUGUGGAGUUAUUUCCUCGCGAUGUACUUAAAUUUGGGUUUUCCACUCGAGAAUAUGUAUUAAUGUAUCAGGAU